This is a messenger RNA of Talaromyces atroroseus, 1323 nucleotides long. RefSeq names its product 2,2-dialkylglycine decarboxylase. Lineage: Eukaryota; Fungi; Ascomycota; Eurotiomycetes; Eurotiales; Trichocomaceae. The transcript has a single exon. Gene Ontology annotation, molecular function: pyridoxal phosphate binding; transaminase activity. The record is from RefSeq and is a predicted model, not a curated record. Gene Ontology annotation, cellular component: mitochondrion. The coding region runs from base 1 to 1323 and encodes 440 amino acids.
AUGGCUUCAACGCAAUCUACCUCCGUUUUCUUCUCCAAAGCGGACAAAUAUCUGAUGAAAACCGGAGUUCCUUUCUCGCCUGUAGUCAUCACCAAAGCCAAGGGCACUAGGCUAUACGAUGCCAACCAGCGGCAAAUCCUCGACUUCACCUCUGGCCAGAUGAGCUCGCUGCUCGGCCACUCGCACCCGGAAAUCGUCGAGGUCGUGCAGAAGCACGUUGCUGAACUAGACCAUCUCCUUAGCAACAUGAUCACCCAGCCUGUGGUCGAGCUAGCAGAACGCCUAGCCCGCUUCCUGCCUGCGCCCCUGGAAAAAUCUUUCUUCCUCAACACGGGCUCCGAGUCCACCGAAGCCGCUAUCAAAAUGGCCAAAUGCUACACCGGCAAAUUCGAGAUUGUCGCCUUUGCCGCCAGCUACCAUGGUCUCACCCAGGGCUCUGGUUCAGCAACCUACUCCGCCGGCCGAAGGAAAGGCGGGCCGUGCGUGCCUGGCCAACUGGCGUUCCCAGCCCCGUAUGCCUACCGCUCGCCCUUCCGCAAGCCCGACGGAUCGUACGACUGGGAAACAGAAAUGGAUUUCGCAUGGUCGAUGAUUGACCGGCAAAGCGUCGGUUCGCUGGCGGCUUUCAUCUUGGAGCCCAUCCUGUCAACCGGCGGCAUACUCGAUCUACCGGAUGGAUAUCUGCAGCGCCUGAGCAUCGAGUGUAAGAAGAGAGGGAUGCUCAUUAUCAUGGACGAAGCGCAGACCGGGGUUGGGCGGACAGGCGACAUGUUUGCAUUUGAGAGGGAUGGAGUUGUGCCCGACAUUCUGGCCUUGUCCAAGACACUUGGAUGCGGGCUACCCCUGGCGUCCGUCAGUACCACAAGUGAAAUUGAACGCGGUUGCCAGGAAGCCGGAUUUCUAUGGCUAACCACGCAUCUCAACGACCCGCUGACUGCAGCGGUGGGCAAUAAAGUGCUCGAAAUCAUAGAACGGGAUGGGAUGUGCCAGCGUGCCGCUGAGCGAGGCGCGCAGUUGCGCGAGGGUCUUCUCACGCUGCAGGAGAAAUACUGGUGUAUAGGCGACGUCAGAGGGAGGGGUCUUUUACAGGGGAUUGAGAUUAUUUCAGACCCGGAAACGAAGGCCCCCGGUCCUGAUCUUGGCCAGGCUGUUUCGGAUAGGGCAAUGGCGUGCGGUUUGUCUUGCAACGUUGUCAAUUUGCCGGGCAUGGGCGGUGUUUUCCGUCUGGCGCCGCCUGUUACGGUCUCGGCGGAGGAGAUAGAAGAGGGUCUUGCGAUUCUUGAUGAGGCGUUUGGUCAUGUACUGAAUUUGGGGACAUUAUAA